AUGCAUGCCCGGCGGCGGUGUCAGAAGAGUGAUCAUUCUUCUUCUACGUUCUUUUUCAACGUUCAACUAUCCACCAUUCACCAAGCCAAGUCCUCACUCUUCCAGCCAGCCACCGGCUCUUUUGUCUUCCUUCCUCUUCCUGUCCAGCAUCGAUCGAAAUAUGGGUUGGCAAGAGAGACCCAGCGACAAAGACAGCUAGCGGUGGUUGCAGCAAGCCAGGUAGCUGAAGAGAAGGAAAGCGCUGCUGCGGACGCGUUCAUUGGGGCUAUACGAGGCGGAGAGGCUGGGCAGAAGGAGGCUGCUGGUACUGUGGUAGACUGGAAGAGUGCUUCGUCGGCUUGCGAGUACUGCCACCGUCGCAAGUCCGUAGAGGCGUGA
This is a messenger RNA of Letharia columbiana, 378 nucleotides long. RefSeq lists its product as uncharacterized. The record is from RefSeq and is a predicted model, not a curated record. The transcript has 2 exons. The coding region runs from base 1 to 378 and encodes 125 amino acids. NCBI's taxonomy places the organism in Eukaryota, Fungi, Ascomycota, Lecanoromycetes, Lecanorales, Parmeliaceae.